AUGACAGUGACGAAAGGACACAAGGAUGUCCAUUGGAAAGCCCCAACUCUUAUGCUGCUUCCCACAGCGGCUGGACUGGGUCUUGCAUUGGGACAACACUUUUUCUACCACCACCUGAAUGGAAGAGCGACCGAUGGUUCUGAGACGAAAUACUCUCAAGCCCUCAACACCGGUAUAGGCACUGCCAUGGCAUUUCUUGUCAGAUCCCAACUGGUUCUUGCCAUUGGCACCGCAUAUGCUCAGUUGUUUUGGCAACGGCUGCGACACAAACAGGUCAAGUUUACGGAAAUCGACUCACUUUUCUCGAUUUUGACCAGCGUGAUGGACUUGUUGCGAUGGAGAAUCUGGGUUCAUCACCCUUUGUUGGCUUUUGUUGCUCUGUUGGCAUGGCUACUACCAUUGACAGCCGUUGUUGCGCCCACUGCAUUGACCACGCACUGGUCGGAAAGGUCGCGCGAAACAUAUCAAAUGGCAAAGGUGCCGGUUCCGGACUUCAACCGCAGUUCUUAUGGCAUCCUCGGCGCCGACAUGACCAAUGGCUAUCUUAGUUGGAGAGGCUCACAGUAUACUCUGGACCGACUGACACUCGCCACUGCUACCGGAGGUGAAGUAUUAUCUGCACCCGCACCGGCAGUCAACUCUUCGUACACGAUCAGCUUCUAUGGCCCAUCACUACAUUGCCAACCUCCUUCUAGCGCGUUCAAUCAGAGCUUCCAAACACUCAUUACAGACUUGGAGCAAGGGAAGUUACUCUACCAGCAGAUCCUCUACGCUGCUUGGCGUCCAAAUGACACGGACAACUUGCCGUGGUUGGAAACAAUGUUGGAAACAGGGUUCGACCAAGGGGCCGGGCGCAAUCUGAUCGGGCCGGGCGAUCAAACAGCCACGGUGUAUUUCGCUUUCACGGGUGCCAAUGCUCCUACCGUGGUCGAGUGUACCUUAACGAAUUCGUCUUAUCUGGUGGAAAUCACUAACUCCAACGGCUUUCAGACUCAACGGGUUCGUAAGGCACAACCACUGGGUAACAUCACGACUAUUUCUGGGUAUCAGUCACACACCGACGAUGCAUUGCGACAGAUCCUUGCCUAUGAAACCAUGCUGGCAUCCUUCUUCGACAUACUUCUGGGCAGCAUCGUGCAUCCUCGAAGCGCUGAUAGCAAUAUCUGGUCGACCGACACCACUCAAGUGAUGGCGACCACGCUUGGAUUGAGUGAUGAACUUUAUCCCAUUCUCACAGAAUCCGAUGCCAUGACAGACUAUGAGACACCGACUGAGCCAGACGUCGUGCCCAGUGGAAAGUCGUUCGCCCGGUCUGCAGAAGAAUUGUUCCAGAACAUCACAUUGAGCCUUAUGGCGUUCGAACGGUACAGAACGAACUUUACCGACAUCCAGCACGAACAUCCGCUCACCAACGUCACGAUAUAUUCGCCAUAUAUUGUAUACGACUAUGCGCCCCGGAACCUCAUCAUUGCCUACGCCAGUGCCGUGGGUGUAGCGCUUGUGAUCGUUGUCAUUGGCAGUCUUGUUCUGUUCACUUCUGGAAAAUCAUUCAGCAAUACCUUUACCACUGUCAUGAGAACGACGAACAAUCCUCACGUCGAAGGCAUAGUCACACAGGAUGAUAAGGAUGGAAGGGAUCCGCUUGCAAAGCAUAUCGCUCAGUCGACAUUCGAUUUGCGGCACGACAAUAUAGCGACUGAAAAGGCAGCAUCGGAUUCAACUCCCUCGCAACCCGCCUCCCUGAUCUCCGAAAAGGUGGUCAAACCUUCAAUUGUCAGGGCAAAGUCAUUGCCCGCGCGAGCAUUAAUGAAUACGGCCGUGACAGACGCAGGACCCUUGCCUAUAAGCCCACCAACCGCAGAAAAUAGCCGACCCAAUCAUGGUGAAGGAACUGUCCAUGAGGGUCCAGACGGUGGACGUAGUGGAGAAGGACCAUCACACCGUUCAACCUGGUGA
Capronia coronata CBS 617.96 is the source of this 1956-nucleotide messenger RNA. RefSeq lists its product as uncharacterized. Lineage: Eukaryota; Fungi; Ascomycota; Eurotiomycetes; Chaetothyriales; Herpotrichiellaceae. The record is from RefSeq and is a predicted model, not a curated record. The transcript is spliced from 2 exons. The coding region runs from base 1 to 1956 and encodes 651 amino acids.